AUGACUAAAAGUAUAUAUAUUAUCAUCGGAUAUAUGCUACAUGAUGAGGAGUUUUUCUAUUUCUUUUUUAUUUCAUUCUAUACACUUUGGAUCGUGUUUUUUCUUUUGCACUUGAGUUUCUUUUCAACAUUAUCAUUCGGUAUAUUUCACGAUUUUGACACCGAUGUUUACAUAAAAGUGGGUAAUUAUAUUUUGCAUUUUCUCGAAUUGAGUAAAAAUAGUAACCUUUUAAAGAAUUCUUCAGAAAUGUUAAAGCAUUUCCGAUUGGCAUCAUUGAUGUAUAUGUACGUAUAUACUCAGAUGAUUUGCCCCUCGUUACUUGGCAUCAGGAAUUAG
Molecule: messenger RNA, 336 nt
Organism: Saccharomyces cerevisiae S288C
Lineage: Eukaryota; Fungi; Ascomycota; Saccharomycetes; Saccharomycetales; Saccharomycetaceae
Gene: YHR130C
Exons: 1
Coding region: 1-336 (111 amino acids)
Cellular component (GO): membrane
Source: RefSeq, marked reviewed